Molecule: messenger RNA, 2598 nt
Organism: Eleginops maclovinus (Patagonian blennie)
Lineage: Eukaryota; Metazoa; Chordata; Actinopteri; Perciformes; Eleginopidae
Gene: cfap119
Product: cilia and flagella associated protein 119
Exons: 8
Coding region: 235-1002 (255 amino acids)
Source: RefSeq, a predicted model, not a curated record
GGAAAUGAUCCCGCAAACUAUUUUUAUUUUUGUUGUCAGUUACAGUGGGAAUUGAGAGAAUCAGUUUAAUCUUAUUUCGUUUUUUUUUUCAGCUGUCAACUUCUGCAGUUUGCUCGAUUUAUAAUUAGGCUUAAGAAAUAAAAAUGGAUGCCAUAACAAGGGCCCUGAAACCUAAAUUGAUGCUAUGGUGAGAGGUGUCCCCAGAUUAUAUUCAUUCUCAUUGGUUGCUGCUUUAUGGCCUGCAAAUGUCUACCCAAAAUCCAUUCCCUGUGUGUUUUCAGGACAGAUGUAAACUACCAUGAGAUGGAGGAAAUUGACAAAAUGCAGUCCAUUCCUGAUCUGGAGAGUGCUUUAGGCAGGGUGUUUGGAGUCGAUCUCCCUGAACCAAAAAGAGGAGUUCUGCUGGAGUUGUAUGUGCAGACGGUGCUGUUUUGCAGAGAAUGCAACUUCAAAAAGGAACAAACAUCUGCUCUCUUGUCCAUCAUCAAGUCCAUUCAUGAGGCUAAUAUAGAAACUUCACUCAACAACAUAGAGCAGUGUUUCAAAUACUGCAAGGAGCUACUUCUCUGCCACUCAGUCAGGCGACCUCCCUUCAGUAUCGACCUCUUUAACUCUGAGGAGGUGACCUUUAUCUUAAACUACAUCUAUACCGGCUAUGUGAGACACUACAAACUCUACAGAUAUAUCUUCACCCCACAGCUAAAACUUGACUUGUCUUUGACUUACUCUGGGAUCCCAGUCCAAGAUGAACCUGCUAUGGUGGAUUCCUCCGCUCCAGAUGUUGAGAAUGUAAUGGAAAAGGAAACAGAAGCAUCCAGUGAAGAGCCGGAGGGAGCCAGCCUAGGUUCACAAUCAGAACUGAAGACACUUAUAGAGAGAGAGGUCAGAGAGCAGAUGACGCUUGUGUCUGGACAACUCGAUCAGCGAAUGAAGGAUAUUGCAGAGAAGCACAAGAACACACCGGAUUCUCCACAGCCCAACCAGAAGGCCAAAAAACAAUGAAUUAGGAACACAAAUUAGGACAACUUGAGCUUAGGAUGAGUUUUAUUGUCAAUAAAUCCUUUUUUGUUUAUAUACAGUACAUAUAUAUCUGCAUUUUUACAAGUACAUUUCUCAGGCAGGCACUUUCUGGAAAAGUGCUACUUAUUAAACUGCAGAAUAAACAGAGUUUGUAACAUGGUUGUUUAGGUUCAAUAGGAAAUACACUCACAAUAGUCUUCACAGUUAGUUGAAGUGGGUUUCCUAUGAAGGAAUGUCUGCAUGCAUGACAGUAUAUCUACCAAAAACAUUCCAAAUACUGUACUUGAAUGUUAAUCAUGUCUUCUGGUACUGCUUUGUAACACUUGAGUACCAGUAAAUCUGAACCUUGUUGUGUCUAUGUAAGUAUUAUCUAAAUAGUAAACCAUAGCGCUUUGAAACACAUUCUCUCCUCAGUAUAACAGACGAUCAACAGGUCAAAUCCUAAGUACACAUAAUGCAGUCCUAUGUCAUAUUUGAUUAAAAUCAUUGUGCAAUGUGUCCUAAACUGCAAAGUGGUACUGCGAGCAGAAUGACCUGACAGGAAGAGUUUCAAACAGCCACGAACUCGGAUCAAAACGCAGAUAGGAUAAGAUGUGCGUGCUUAUCUUGAACUCUGAAAACCACGGUGCAAGGCAUAAAAACACCCUGGCCCCCUGAGCACCUCAUAUUGAAAUCAAACACAGUAAUUCAACAAGACAAACACUGACAUGAGUACAUGCAAAUGUUUAAAUAAAAAUCACUGUGGUUUGGCUUGAGGUUGACCUGUUUAUGGUUCGAAGUCCUCCAGGCCCAGCAGCAGGAUCUUAGCUGUGUUCUGAAAGAGGGCAGCUCGGUUCUGCUGCUCCCCUUUCUUCACCCAGUGCCCGUAGAUGCGGAAGGCGCAGCCGUCGAUGAGUUUGCGCACACCGCGGAGCGAGUAGGGAUCUCGGGCUAGCACCUCCCGAGUCAGCGGGCGAGUCCUGCGGUAACGGCUGUACAUCCUGAUACAGGCCAACACGCUGACUAUAUACACCUGAAGAAGCAGGAAAGCAGAGCAGGUGAGAGUGGAGAGUAUUAGAAUGAUGUAUUACUUUAAAAAAGCCAAGUUGAUGCUGGGACUCACCCUAAAUGUCUUUCUGGGACUGAAGAGUCGCACUUUCUCCUUCUGGUACAGUCUGAAGAAGGGAUGUGAUAAGGCUUGCUCAGAGGUGAGACGGACAGCAGGGUCCACUACCAGCAGCCUGGAUAUCUGAGCAGCACAAGCAAAGUGAUUGAAGACAGGACUAGUGUGAAGCUGUAGAGGUUACUAGCAAAACAACCAAAUUAAAGCUUUAUGUUUUAACCUUAACAUUUGCUCCAAAUAAAGAACAAUCACAUCCUGUUUUGCUGAGUAAUUGUUUAAUCUUACGUGAUAUCUGGGUGAAACUAAAGAAGAAUAUUACAAACAUUCACAUGGUAUGAUAAAACUUCGCUCAGCUUACCAGAUCCUUCACAUUGUCCGACCUGUCGUCCCACUCAGGGGAGCUGAACUGAUAACGACCCUCCAUGAUCAUCCUCAGCAUCAGCAUCUGCUUGCGAUGCCAGAACGGCGGUGAUCCA